Cydia splendana is the source of this 4943-nucleotide messenger RNA. RefSeq names its product hemicentin-1-like. The coding region runs from base 45 to 4595 and encodes 1516 amino acids. Gene Ontology annotation, molecular function: nucleic acid binding; axon guidance receptor activity; hydrolase activity. Gene Ontology annotation, cellular component: plasma membrane; neuronal cell body; axon. NCBI's taxonomy places the organism in Eukaryota, Metazoa, Arthropoda, Insecta, Lepidoptera, Tortricidae. Gene Ontology annotation, biological process: homophilic cell-cell adhesion; synapse organization. The record is from RefSeq and is a predicted model, not a curated record. The transcript has 26 exons.
UCAGGAUUGUUAAAGAGUGAACGUAGUAUGGAAUUUAAUUCAAAAUGGAAUCAAAACUAAGUUUAAUAAUAUUUGGCCUGUUCCUUUUAGGAAUAGAUGUAACUGUCGGUGAUGUGAAAAGUAGCUUAACCUUUGUUAUUGAUGAUACUGGCUCAAUGGGCGAUGAUAUAGCACAAGUGAAAAUAGGUGCAAACGCAAUAUUUGAUACCGUGGUGCGUUCGAAUUCUUCGCAAAUUGAAGAUUUCUUGCUUGUGACUUUUAACGAUCCCGGUAAGUAUAACAAAUUGCGCGCCAAAACUAAGGACAGAAAUGUUUUUAAAAACGCUUUAAGUGGUAUAAGUGUGGAUGGAGGGGACGAUUGUCCCGAGAUGUCCAUGUCUGGAAUCAAAAUGGGCCUUCAGAACAGCCGAGAAGGAUCUUCAAUAUAUGUGUUUACUGACGCUUCGGCCAAAGAUUAUAACGAUUACGAUGAAGUUGAAGCCCUUAGCCAGAAAAUGGGAUGUCAGAUUGUGUUCGUGCUCACUGGAUACUGUUCAAAUAAGAAAGCUCCUCAAUAUUUGGUUUACAAGAAACUCGCCAAAGCUACCAACGGACAAGUGUUUCACUUAGAAAAAAGUGAAAUUGGAGAGAUUUUGAAAUAUGUGCAAAAAACUAUAGAGAGCCGAAAUAAUGUUCUGAAAAGCAAAGAUUUUCCUCCAGGCUAUGGAAAUACCUUUGACAUUCCCGUGGACGCGGACACAAAAGAGUUAGUGAUUGCCGUAUCGGGAAGGAACCCCGCGGUCAGUGUGACAGAUUCUGGGGGCACUAAGUGGCCUACUACAAAUAUCACCAGACUGAGAGAAAUCGCCGUGGUGAAAGUAGUUGGUGUGACACCUGAUGUGUACACAGUGGAAGUGGGCAGUGAGGAUGAGACGCAUGUAGUCGUGUCAGGAUCCACCACAGUGCACUUUCAGCAUGGAUUCUCCACUGUCAGCCCUUCAGACAUCAAGGAUACCGUAACGAGACCUGUGCCAGGUGUGAAAUCUCACCUCUCCAUAAAAUUAUCCACUGAUGGUGGAAACGUUGCACUACACAGCGUUCAGAUACUGGAUAUGAACGACAAUGUGAUCUCGACAAUACCAUUGAAGCUUGUCGAUAAAACCGAACAGUUUUACACCACCGAUCAGAUUAUGCCACCAGAUCAUAUGUUCAAAGUUGCGAUAAACGGAUAUGAUUUCAACAAUAAAGCCCUUAUAACGAGAAUCAGUUUAACACCGGUCAAACCGCAAGAAAUUAAGCCAGCCAAAGUAGAGACAAGAACUCCAGUGGUAGAGUGCAAGGAUAUCGUUAACGCUGCUUACGACAAACCCCUGCAAUUGAAGUGCAAAGUCAGUGGUUAUCCGAAGCCAGACGUGAUUUGGGAGUCUGAUGACAAAUCUGUCGUCCUGUCACAUUUCGAGUCCACCAUAGAACUGCCAUACGACUAUAUCAGCGUGUUGGAAAUAAGCAAUGUGACAAAAAACAGCACUUACACCUGCAAAGCUGUCAACAGUAUCGGCAGUGGCGAAGGCAGAACCACUGUUCAAACUAAGAUGAAGAGCUACUUUAAAGUCCUGGCUUUUCCUAAGGAUGUUACCAUCGAAUACCAGAAGUCGGUGAAAAUACCUUGCAAAGUAGAAGCUUACCCUCCAGCAAUCGCGACAUGGUACAAAGAUCGCAAACCCCUGAAACCAGAUGGAAACCUAGAACUGUCAGAAGACGGGUCCAUCCUCACUAUCACGUCUAUGGAACCUCGAUUGGCCGACAACUACAUUUGCGAGACGAGAAAUGCAAGGAAAAGGAAGAUUUAUCCAUUCAAAGUGCAGAUUAGUGGUGUUGAAGCGCCAGAAAUAAGCAAGGAAGUAACUAGAAUCAUGGCUUUGAAAGGUUCCGCGGUUGACAUUAGAUGCCAAGUAACUAAAGGCAAGCCAAAACCGAGGAUGCAUUGGUACUACAAAAGUGCUGCUGCUAGUGACUACCCCCCCAUGAAUGAGACUUCGGAUACCAUACAUUUGGAGAGCGUCGACGUUACCCACUCGGGCUCGUACAGAUGUAUAGCAAACAAUGUGAUGAAUUGGGACAACCAUGAGAUUGAUUUGAUUGUGGAAUAUAAGCCGUCAAUAUCAAGACCACGUCGGUCUAUUAUGACCACGGACCUAGGAGAGCCUGUAACCUUAACGUGCCCCGCCACCGGAGAACCGGCCCCAAGCAUAACGUGGAAGCUCAAUGGAGUGCCUAUACCGAGCACUGCAAGAUAUAGUAUAUUCGCUGAUGGGACUCUUAGGUUUUUAGCUGCUUCAUCUGAUGAGGGAGAAUACGAAUGCGAAGCGAGCAACACACGUGGAGUGGACAGUAUCAAAUACCAGCUCCAUAUUUAUGUUCUAGUCGAUAUCGAGUCACCCAAGAAUAGUUUCCUACAGCCGAUGGAAGGGUCACCGGUGACAUUGCCGUGCAGAGCCGACGGGUCUCCCAAGCCCAGCAUAACAUGGAUCCACCGCAGCAGAGACGCUAAAGUCGGGCCCAGCCGAUUGGAGCCAAGCGACGCUACAGGAAGGUUACAGUUUGACAGGAUACUAUUGAGACAGGGUGGUGAAUACACUUGCGUGGCUACCAACUCCAGAGGCUCAAAGAAUAUUACGUACGAAGUUGAAGUUUUAGCACCUCCUAAAAUUUACUACACGGCAAAAGAGUUCCAAGGGGUUGUAGGUGACAUGCAACUCCUGAUUCCAUGCAAUGCCACCGGAAAUCCAAAACCGGACAUAACCUGGAAGAUGGGACCGUACCAUAUUGCUUCAGGCUCCAAAUGGUUUGAUAUUAGUGCAGAAGGCAGUCUUAUUAUUAAGAAUGUUGACAAAGCGUCCAGCAGAUUGUACACAUGUAAAGCCUCCAAUGAUUAUGGACAAACACAAGAAGAUUUUGGUGUUGUUGUUGAUGAUUUUCCGGAACCGGGACUUCUUACCAAUGAAUUCAAGUUGAAAAAAGGAGAAUCGGCGACGAUCCCUUGUAGUGUUCCGCAUAAGAAAACUGACAGAAUAUUAUGGUUUAAGAACGGCGAACGUCUGCCAUCUUCUGAUCUAGAACUGCACGAUGUGACCGAAUACGACUCAGGAACGUACACAUGCCGGGUGAGCUCCGUAGACCGGCCAGCACAGAGCGGCUCGACCAGGGUUGAGGUCGGCUUCGAACCACGCUUCGAUUAUGCUGAUGACGAUAAAAACAUAGCCUUCAAGUACGGAGAACUUGCCAUGAUGGACUGUACUGCUACUGGAGUUCCGGAACCUAAGGUCAAAUGGUACCACGAUGACAAAGAAAUAAGCCUCAAAGAGUACAGAUACGACUUGGAAAUGUAUAACGACAACGACAAAGGACGCUACACUUGCGUUGUCAGCAACUCCUACGGAACAGUGAAGCAAGAGUUUGUCAUUUCGUCAUUCGAAUGCCUGCUGGAUGUAACACGCUUUAGCAAAAACGAUCCUUUAAUGUUAACGCUCUAUAACAAAGUGCCUAACUUUAAAACCAGUGGCAUCUACAUGCGUAUACCUAAGGACGAAAAGAUAAAAUUGGUGUGCCCUUCAUACUUCAAGACGAUGUCUUUAAGAGAAAUUAUCGUGACUUGCGAAAAGGAACAACAAUUUUUGCAUGACUUAUCUGGUCGACACUUCGCUUACUCAGACUUUAAGUGUAGAGAGAUGUGGCAGCCAAUCGCUAAAACAACAGGGCGACGGUGUGCAAAAGGAAAAGCUGAAAUAUUGAACGUUGGCUUUGAGACAAGAACAAAAUUCCAAACGGUUUACGAAGUUUGCCUCGACCAGGACUCAAAGAACCCCAUUUAUACUAAACUAGACAUGCAACCAUCGCUAGCUAAUUCUGUAUCUAAUAACGAUACUGUAUGGUUUAACUAUGGUUCUCCUGUAGACUUGGAUGGUCUAUACGAUUGUGCUAAUCAGAAUGCAGAGACCUCAGCAAUUUUGAAUAAGGAGUUCCACAGAGGCGACGGGUGUUGUUUUGCAAAGAGAAUGUUAGUGAAUCCUAUGGACGUUGCUCCAGGGUUACAGGGUGCCACGUACACCCAUCUGAAUGUGGCGCCACAUUGGGGCACUUGUGACUCCAAGAAUUGGGAAGAAGUGGAGCGUCGUGUCAGGAAUCUGGUGACCUCCGCGGACCGGACACUUCAAGUAUUCACCGGAACAGCUAAUGACCUGGAGCUGCCUGACGCGUACUCGAGGCAGAAGAAUGUGGUUCUCCACAGCAGGGGAAAGGAUGUACAGGUUCCGAGGUACUUGUGGAAGAUAGUCCAAGACCCGACCACUGAGACGUCUUUGGUCAUCAUUCAAGUGAAUGUGCCUGAUUUGAAGCUGGCGGAAGCGCGUAGCUACCAGCUGUGCAAUGAUGUUUGCAAAAAUGCCGAAUGGAUGCAGUACAGACACUGGCGCAACGUACACCACGGAUUCACGUACUGCUGCAGCCUAGCUGACUUCGAGCGUGCGUUCCGAUACCAAGGCGUGUUCCCUGACUUCAAGAAUUUGCUGCUGGAAGUGUCAGAUCUGCCCGAUGACCAUUAUUUACACGCUGCAUAGACGUUCCUUAUACUAUACUCUGUAUCUUUAGGUAUUUAAAUAAAAGUAAACAAAUAAUUUCUACAUUUUCGGGUAGUUAUAACAUUUAUUGGUUAACCAACCAAAUACAAAAGCGCCUGGAUCUGUCAUUGAACGACCUGACUUUAACCUACAUUAUUUGUUCACGUAAUGUUUUCAUCUACUCUCUACUGGCUUAAGGAGUCAUUUGAGGGUAGAUUUUGUUUACUUUUAUUUAAAUACUUAAAGAUACAGACUAUAGGUGUUGCUUUAAGACAUCUAAUGUGUGCUUUAAGACAUAUUUACUCGUAUGUUCUUGUGGUGUCAAAGACUUUUAUGGUGUUAUAUUCU